Protobothrops mucrosquamatus (brown spotted pit viper) is the source of this 1893-nucleotide messenger RNA. Its product is annotated as heat shock 70 kDa protein II-like. Gene Ontology annotation, cellular component: plasma membrane; cytosol; cytoplasm. The coding region runs from base 1 to 1893 and encodes 630 amino acids. The transcript has a single exon. Lineage: Eukaryota; Metazoa; Chordata; Lepidosauria; Squamata; Viperidae. Gene Ontology annotation, biological process: protein refolding; vesicle-mediated transport; cellular response to unfolded protein. The record is from RefSeq and is a predicted model, not a curated record. Gene Ontology annotation, molecular function: ATP hydrolysis activity; ATP binding; heat shock protein binding.
AUGCCUAAGCAGAAUGACCUGGCUGUUGGGAUUGACCUUGGAACCACCUUCUCCUGCGUGGCCGUCUGCCAACACGACAAAGUAGAGAUCAUCGCCAAUGACCAAGGGAAGCGGACCACACCCAGCUACGUGGCCUUCACCAACACAGAACACCUGAUUGGAGACCCCGCCAAGAGCCAGGCCUCUCUCAACCCCCAGAACACGGUGUUCGAUGCCAAGCGGCUGAUUGGCCGCAAGUAUGAGGAUGCCGCUGUACAGGAGGACAUGAAACACUGGCCAUUCACUGUGGUGAGCCGUGAGGAGAAGCUAAAGGUCCAAGUCUCCCACAAAGGUAAACAGCGGACCUUCUACCCUGAGGAGAUCUCUGCCAUGGUCCUGGCCAAGAUGAAGCAAACAGCUGAGGCCUACCUGGGCUCCUCCGUCUCCCAAGCCAUCGUCACGGUGCCCGCCUACUUCAGUGAUGCCCAGCGGCAGGCCACCAUUGAUGCUGGAGUCAUUGCGGGCCUCCAGAUCCUAAAACUCCUGAAUGAGCCCACAGCAGCUGCCAUUGCCUACGGCCUGGAUGCCAGGAAUCAAGAGGCUGGCAGCCGAAACAUCCUCAUUUUUGACCUGGGUGGGGGCACCUUUGAUGUUUCUAUCCUUUCCAUGGAGGACGGCAUCUUUGAAGUCAAGGCCACCGCAGGGGACACCCACUUGGGCGGGGAGGACUUUGACAAGAGGCUGGUGACCCACCUUGCAGAGGAGUUCAAGAAAAAGCACAGGAGAGACCUCCACCAGGACAAGAAGUCUCUGCAAAGGUUGAAGACGGCUGCCGAGCGGGCCAAAUGCACCUUGAGUUCCUGCACUAGUGCCAGUAUCUCUGUGGACUCCCUCUUCCAAGGGAUUGACUUCCACACCACCCUCACCCGGGCACGGUUCGAGGACCUGUGCUCCGACCUAUUCCGAGCCACCCUGAAGCCCCUUGAAAGGGCCUUGAGAGAUGCCAAGAUGAGCAAAGGGGACAUCAAGGACAUUAUUUUGGUUGGGGGCUCCACCCGCAUCCCCAAGAUCCAGAAGUUGCUGAAGGACUUCUUCAAUGGCAAGGAGUUGAACAAAGGCAUUAACCCUGAUGAAGCUGUGGCCUACGGGGCAGCCAUCCAGGCUGCCAUCUUGACGGGCAACCGGACGCCCAAGACACAGAAUAUGUUUCUUCUGGACGUCACCCCUUUGUCUCUGGGGAUCAAUACUCAAGGAGGUGUCAUGGCAACCAUCAUAAAACGCAACUCACCUGUCCCAACAAAAGAGGUCAUGGAGUUCACCACGACUGAGGAUGACCAAGACACCAUCUUGUUCAUGGUGUACGAGGGAGAGCGGGCCCUGACCAAACACAACCACCUCUUGGGCAUGUUCACCUUGAAAGGCAUCCCCCCAGCUCCCUGUGGGGUCCCGGUCAUUCUGGUCACCUUCUCCAUUGACGAGAACAAUAUUCUGACCGUCUCAGCUAAAGAUGUGGAAACAGGGAACACUGGCCACCUGACCAUCUCGGACACCCGUGGACGCUUGGGCAAGGAGGAAAUAGAGACAAUCGUGCAGACAGCGGAGGAAUUCCGGGCCAACGACCUGAGCCUGCAGGAGAAGAUCGAAGCCAUGAACUCCUUGGAAUCCUGCACCCUGGAGCUCAAGAGGGUGGCGGAAGAGCAGCUCCUGGAUGGGAAGGCCAAGAGGAGGAUGUUGGAAAUGUGUGACGGUGCUGCCUCUUGGCUGGAGGAGAACCCCUUGGCGGAGAAAGAGGAGUGCGAGAAGCAGCAGAAGGACCUGGAGGAAGCCUGGGACUCGGUCUACACCCGUGAGCUGGCAGAAGAGCGGGCGGAAGGAGAGGCUGAGGCCGCCGAGCCGAAGGAAGACAUGGAAUGA